AUGUUUGACACCUAUCAGCGUGAAAUUGCGGACGAGAGUUACGUCGCCUUGACCCAAAAGGCGAAAGGAUUUUCUGUCCUACCAUGUGAUCUAGAAAAUCUCGCAAAUGCAGUAAAGUUUAUAAUGAAAGUUUGUGAAGAGGCUGGACUGUACUGCGAGCUUGAUGACGGAUCGGUAUUAGGUGCUGUAAAAUUCGGUAAGGUAUUGCCAUGGGAGAAAGAUGCUGACAUCAGAUUUCUCUUAGAGAACUAUAUAGCAUUUCUGACGCUCCGUUCUCAAUUUGAAGCGGCGGGUUUUAGGUUCAUAGAAGUAAACGGACCAGAGUGUUGUGCAGACGGCAGAAAGACUGGAGGAAAGAUCUUCACUCAUAGAAACUAUUGGAGAAUUGAGCUGCACGGCAUAGGUACAAUGGAGUCUCAGUUACUCGUUGCAAAAGGUCUGCGGCCAACAAAAAUCAUGUUUGCUGGUCUGUGGGUGACUACCAUGCAAAAUCCAGGACUUUUUUCGCGUAAUCGUUAUGGGCCUAACAUUUAUCAGCAUGCGCAGCACUGGAAUGACAUUAUGGCCUUCAAGGGCCCAUGGGGUCGUUAUCAUCCGGGUGUCUUCUCCAAAUGUCCAAUCCCUGGACACUCAGGAUGUCUUGACCAGUUCUCUGCGGAUGGUAAUUUGCAGUUUAGUGAAGAUCUCUAA
Messenger RNA from Pocillopora damicornis (cauliflower coral), 690 nucleotides. RefSeq lists its product as uncharacterized. The record is from RefSeq and is a predicted model, not a curated record. Lineage: Eukaryota; Metazoa; Cnidaria; Anthozoa; Scleractinia; Pocilloporidae.